AGGGAUGACUAAAUACCCAACAUUUACACAAUGUGAAAAAAGUACAUUAAUCGAUGUUUUUUGUUGUUUAAAAUUGACCUACUAUAAAUGAAAUAAAAAUAAUGAAAAAACAGUUUGUUCCCUUACUCAUUUAUAAUGCGAUACGCAUUCAUUGUUAUCUGUCGGCUAUCGUCAGGCUUUUAUUGAAAUAUGCUAAGUUGUUCUCAAGCUUCACAUCUCCACUUUAGCUUUUACAGGCAUUGUCUAAGGCGGGGAAUUUCGUAAAUCUUUUUUUUAUAUCAUCUUAUAUUCGACACCGCGUUUCCUGCCUCGCAAGUGUACGCAUUCAUGUGCACCGCUUUAUUUGGAAUGUCUUAUUGAAUGGAAGUGCCUUUGUGCCUUUUCGACUAUGGUCGUGUUUGGAGGUGUAUUAAUAUGGCCAUAUUAUCUGCUCUUGCUAAAAGGUCUGUUAAGCCGUGGGACCGUAUUGGAAUAAAUAACAAAGCAGAUUUCGGCGAUAUUUUUUACCAGUUUCAAUUUUGCAGUUACGAUUUAAAAAACGAAAUAAAAAAACCUUGUUUCGGAAAAGAUCUCAGAAAGUUUUAUAGACAUUCAAAAUAAUUUGUCAUAUAAAUUAAAUCGACUUUUAAUUGUUAAAAAUGUGGGUUAAAUUGUUAUUUUUACAAAUUAUAUAUUAUGGUCACCAUUAUCAUUCUAAAAGCAAAAAAUUGUUAAAGUAAUAAAUAACGUGCAAAAUUAUCGGGUGGAGUUACUGGAAGGGCGGAGACUAUCGCACCCUAUCUAUACUCUUCGUAUGGUCUCUUUAAUAAAUAUGACACUAUUGUUGUUGAUAAGUAUAAUACUUUUAUGACCGUUAUAAAAAUAAGUCCUUGUAACUAGGAUAUUUUUAAAUAUACAAUAAAAUUAUAUGCAACAAAUUUUAAUUGAUGUCAAAAGUUUCAUGCUUAUGUGGAUUUGAUAAUUCGACUAUAUUUUUUUGGAAGCUUUUAAUAUGGGGAUGCAUGGAAUAAGAGGAACGGAAAACCUCCAGAAGUGUACACAUUUUCCUUGAAGAAAAUAAAUAACUACGAGAAUAUUUACGAACAGAAAAAUUUCCUUUAAAUAAAAUGUUCUAUACAUAUAGUAAAACUUUUUUCAUGUUUUUACCAGGUCGUAUUCUAUAUGAUGUCCCUUGUGCCGUAUGUCGAGAUCAUUCUUCGGGAAAACAUUACGGAGUGUUUGCAUGCGACGGAUGUGCUGGUUUUUUCAAGAGAUCAGUGCGACGAGACCGUAGAUAUGCUUGCAAAGCUAGAAACUCCGGAGCUUGUUUGGUCGACAAAGCACAUAGAAAUCAAUGUCGCGCUUGUAGAUUAGCCAAAUGUCUCGAUGUCGGUAUGAAUAAAGAUGCUGUUCAGCAUGAGAGAGGACCAAGAAAUUCUACGAUUCGACGGCAAAUGGCUUUAUUUUUAAAAGAUCCAGCACUACCCGCUUCCGAAAUGUCUUUAAUGCCUCCAGUUUUGGAUUUGGCUAUACCAAAGCACUCUAUGCUACCACCCCCACCACCUUUAUCUUUAUUUCACAAUCCCUAUCAAUCUUAUAGCAGAUUUAAUUUAUUAGCGUCUCCAUUACCGUCUUGUCCACUGAAAGCUCCAUCGCCGCCGCCACCCAUGACAUCAAAUUUAAUAAGCCCCACUGAACCAGAAGCAAUUUGUGAAGCAGCCGCCCGAUUAUUAUUUAUGAACGUUAAGUGGGCCAAAAAUGUUCCAGCCUUCUCGUCUUUGUCUUUGCAAGAUCGAUUGAUAUUAUUAGAAGAAUCAUGGCGAGAUCUGUUUGUAAUUGGAUCGGCACAAUUUCUAUAUCCCCUUGACUUAAAAGUUCUCGUAAACACAAAACAUACAAAAGUAGACUCUAAACAUAUCGCAGAUUUCGAAAAGGCUCUUAUAGAGCUAACAAAGAUGCAUCCAGAUAAUAACGAGUAUGCAUGUCUUCGAGCAAUUGUUUUAUUUAAAACAAAUUUCAAUGCUGUCCAUACGAACAGUUUGCCUCAAUCCCAUAUUGAAAUUAAGAAACUAAAAGACCUACCUGCAGUAGCUAGUUUGCAAGAUCAUUCUCAAGCUGUUUUAAACGAGUAUAUUACCAGAUUAUAUCCAGGAGAUACAACACGAUCAAAUCAAUUGCUCCAAAGUUUGUCCGCAGUCCGAAAUGUUUCAAGUACUACAAUAGUGGAACUAUUUUUCCGAGCUACCAUAGGAGAUAUACCGAUUGAAAGAAUAAUAAGUGAUAUGUACAGAAGCGGAAAAGAUACUGUUUAAAAGCUUUUAAAGGUUGCACAAGCGAUAACAUAGUGAAAAAGAAUAUUGUCUAAAAAAUCUAUAUUGUGUUAGACGUAUUUCUUCUGACCAAGUAUAUUAAAAAAUUUUAGCUGUCAAUUUUAUUACGAUAUGCGAUUGUAAUACAUUAAAUAUUUAUUAUUCUUCUAGUCAUAUUUCGGUACUGCAAAAUCUUUAUUAUCAUUAAUGUAAUUUACCGGCAAGAAAUCAAAUAAAUAACAUUCGGCUAACACAUGUUUCAGUUUAAGAUAAAAGUUUCAGUUUAUUAAGAAAAGAGUAAAUUUUACUCUUUCGUCCUAAAUAUACAUACGAAAUUGUAAUAAUAAUAAGUAUUCUGUACAUUUAUCACAAGAUCGCAUCGUCAAUCUGUUUAAGGGGAGUUUCUAAAUAUCAAUGUAGGUUUACGAAUGUAUAACUCGCAACCGUCAGACGAUGCAAACUUGUUUAAAAAGUACUGUGGUAAGAAUUAAGAAAAUUUAUUACAAACAUUUUAAUAUUCACAUUUGUAAUAGGUAUGUAGUUAUUAAUAUGUAAUUGUCUGUCAUUUUCAUUGUCGAAACUUAAGUAAUACUAAAUGAAUACCCACAGAGUCUUAACUAUAAGUAGGAUUAAAGAGAGAUUUACAAAAUAAAAUCUUUUUAAGGGAGUUGUAGUUUAAAAAACUUUAAUUUUUUUUUAUUAUUACUACAUAUUAUUCAUAUUCGAGAAAACAAAGUACUAAGUGACUUUCCAUUUAGGUACAUUCACAAAUGGUUUGAACUUUGAAGUAAUAUCUGCCAGAAUUAUGCAAAAUAUAAAAAAAGUACUUUCUCGGGGCUAUUGUGUAUGCAAGGGAUGUACUAAUUAAAUAAAUUUAAAGUGGGGAAUGCUAAAUAAUAAUUUUAGAGAAAACAUAUUUUAGUGUAUAUAAGCAUAUAUCUCUAACUUAAGGAAUAACACAAAUGCUUCUUAAUUUUCGUUAUAAACAUAUCUGUAGAGAAUAAUAUUAAGGUGUAAAUUUUAUGUAAAUAAAUUAUACUAAU
Messenger RNA from Danaus plexippus (monarch butterfly), 3331 nucleotides. Its product is annotated as nuclear receptor subfamily 2 group E member 1-like. The transcript is spliced from 3 exons. NCBI's taxonomy places the organism in Eukaryota, Metazoa, Arthropoda, Insecta, Lepidoptera, Nymphalidae. Gene Ontology annotation, molecular function: zinc ion binding; nuclear receptor activity; RNA polymerase II cis-regulatory region sequence-specific DNA binding. Gene Ontology annotation, biological process: anatomical structure development; cell differentiation; positive regulation of transcription by RNA polymerase II. The coding region runs from base 1107 to 2291 and encodes 394 amino acids. The record is from RefSeq and is a predicted model, not a curated record.